GUGCAGGGAAAGCGGUCGUUUUUUUCAUUAUCGUGUCGUUGGAAAUAGUUUAUAAUUAUUGGAUGAUUUUCCAAAUUUGCAUCGAUUCCGGCUGUGGCACUGCUUAAUAGCUGCGAUACAAAAGCAUCACAUGCUAGUUUAGUGAUUAUUGAGAAAUUUGCGAGUCGGAAAGUGCAAACUAACCAAUGGCGAUGUCAGCACCACAGCAGCAGCAGCAGCCACCAUCAAAAGUGGAAUAUUUUUACGUUUAUGUGGCCGAAUCGGAGUUCUCAACCGUCGGUUAUUGGAUACAGCUGGAACCGGAUAAAUCGCUUAGCUUGGAAAGCUUGCGUGGGUAUUUUUCGACUUGCUUCGGAAUCAAGCACAAGAUUGUAAACGCUUGCAAUGGGAUUGAGGUACGAUACAUCCGGUACCAUAACGGGUACUUCCGGUUCCCGCCGGGAUUAGACCUGAAUAAUACGCGCUUUGUGGCGUAUUAUUACAGCGACGUGGACGAUAUUAGAUCGUUCAUGGAUAUGGUUGACUCAAAUGAUGAUGUAGGGGAUGCUGGAGAAAUGCCUACGUUGACAUUGAAAACUCCUGAGCUUCCAUCGGAGGGGAGUAACAACGAUGAUUCAACACUGUUGGGACGUACGAUGGACAUUUUCCUCAUGGACAGUGUUUUACGGAGAGGGGCUCAAAGUACUCCCGUUAAAGGGAGUAGCAACGGACAGAUGCCGCCAGUACGGGAAAAUGUAUCAUCUACAUCGGAUGUUAUCCUGAACGAACCUCCGGUGGAAAUGAUUACGAUUAACGACACAAAAAGUACGCUUCAGUGUCCUUUUCCACCACCUCCGGGACCACCUAAGGAUAAUCCGAUGCUAUCGCCCUCAACAUCGUCCGGUAUAAGAGCCAAGCUGGGACCCAACGUUUCGUCCACUUCCGAUGAGAAAAGAAAUAACGCAAUCAAACAUGAGAGAAUCACCAUUAAUGACUCCAGUGGUUUCCAGCGGGAGCGUAGCUCUGUAAUGGUUACAGUUAAUACAGCUCCCCAGUCCAGGAAUAUGCUUGAUCGGUACCAACAUACCCGUCCAUCUCCCCAAAAUGUGUAUACAAAAACCCCUCUGAAAGUUACCUUUAAAGGCCGGGGCCGUCAAGUUCAGCGUAACAAGAAGAUCCUGAAAAUUGAAGACUAUAAAGGUCGAACGACCGCUUUACUUACCAAAAAGAAGUGGACCGAAACUGCAGAACCCAGAGGCCAAAAGCGUCGCUCGGAAUCGGGUGAUGAGCUUGAAGAACGCUACGAAAAGCGACGCCGCUAUGAAAAUCAGUAUCAUAAUUACCAAAAGCCGGAAACGAAACCACUUCCCGCCUACGGGAAUGACCUUCUUGAGAUAAAUGUACUCCUCGUGGGCUUCCACAAUCAGCGCCCGAUCGAUCAUGAAACGAUUAAAUAUUUUUCGGAUUUUGGCAUCGUGACAAACCUUCAGGUUUCACCCCAAGAGAACCGGCACAGUGCGACCGAGUAUUAUGCGUUCAUGAAAAUCCGUACGAAUGAUGCUUUAUCGCUGUUUUCCGAUCGGCACCUUUACAACAGGACCAUCAUCUAUGCCAUCCGGGUGGACGGAACACGACCGCCCUUGAAGCUCACUUGCAAACUUUGCGGUUACUACGGUCUCAAUGUGGGCUAUUUACAUUACCACCUAGAAGGUCAGUGCCACCAGCACCAUUUGACCAAACGGCUGGAGUCACGAGCUGCAGAAUUAGGUCAUAAAGUCUAUCUGGAUAGCUACUAUCGAAUUUCGUCCGGCGAGCUGUUCGUGCAGUAUCCCGCCAACAACGUCCAGGAAAUGGUCCGCCACGACUACUGGAGACGGUGCUAUCAACCGGCUACCUAUUCUUCUGGCGCAGACGCCAGACCGGAUUAUCGGAAUUAUUACAGUAGUGCAGAUAAUGGGGAACGUUAUUAUUAAACCGGUUAUUGUUAAUUGCGUGAACAAUGUUCGUGAGUUGAUCUCACAGGUCACGGCGUUGAAACUGUGAAAUCGAAUGCUAUUUUAUUCAACGCUAGCAGAAUCGUUCUGAGCAAGGCGUCAUUUUACUAUUUAGAGUGUAAGCUGUCGAAGAGAAAAACUCAAAUCGAUUGAACAAACAUGGUUAGCAUGGCUCUCUCGCCAUUUGAAACGAGAUCGGAAGUAGAAGAUAAUUAUCGCUAGAAUCAAUGUUCUGCGAAUCAGAAUCAAAAACAAGAGAUAAAAUUCAACGUCAAAUCGAACGUUGGUUGAUUGAAAAGAAAAAAAAAAAUGCUUUAUAGAAGCUAUCGAAUACGUUGAGCAAUUGAAUAGAACUUUGUCGCUAGAAGCGCUUCGUGUGAAUUGCUGAAAAUAAAACCGUGA
This is a messenger RNA of Ochlerotatus camptorhynchus, 2375 nucleotides long. RefSeq lists its product as uncharacterized. Lineage: Eukaryota; Metazoa; Arthropoda; Insecta; Diptera; Culicidae. The coding region runs from base 186 to 1952 and encodes 588 amino acids. The record is from RefSeq and is a predicted model, not a curated record. The transcript has 2 exons.